AUGGCCAAUAAUUUAAAUCCUCUAGCUGGGACAGCUCAUCUACUUGACGAAUUGGAUAAGAAACUAAUGGUCUUGCUGCGAGAUGGAAGAACUCUGAUUGGCUACUUACGGUGUGUGGAUCAAUUUGCCAAUUUAGUACUCCACAAAACCAUAGAAAGAAUUCACGUCGGCAAGGAAUAUGGUGAUAUACCGCGAGGAAUCUUUAUUGUGAGAGGCGAGAAUGUUGUUCUAUUGGGUGAAAUUGAUAAGGAAAAAGAGGACAGUUUACCACUUACUGAAGUGUCUGUUGACGACAUAUUAGAUGCUCAAAGAAGAGAACAAGAUGCAAAAAUAGAACAGCAAAAGCUCUUGUCUAAAGCUCUAAAGGAAAGAGGACUUAACAUGUUGGCAGAUUUAGGUCAUGAUGAUAUGUUUUAA
Molecule: messenger RNA, 417 nt
Organism: Leptosia nina
Lineage: Eukaryota; Metazoa; Arthropoda; Insecta; Lepidoptera; Pieridae
Source: the annotation of a GenBank genome assembly